Dermacentor andersoni is the source of this 1255-nucleotide messenger RNA. RefSeq names its product WD repeat domain phosphoinositide-interacting protein 4-like. Gene Ontology annotation, molecular function: protein binding. The record is from RefSeq and is a predicted model, not a curated record. Lineage: Eukaryota; Metazoa; Arthropoda; Arachnida; Ixodida; Ixodidae.
UUUUGUUUGUGCAGCUGGGUGUCCUUUGCGAGCGCAUCGAUUGCAGUAAAGCCGUUCUGGAGUAAUAGCCGUAUUGACAGCUUUGUAUAUUUCGCGCUUUUGAAUUCUCAUAAUUGCUCGUACAUUGUAAAUACGAUUAUGUCGUAUACGGAAGGCAAAGUGCUUAGUCUUCAGUUCAACCAAGAUCACGGUUGUUUCUCCUGCUGCAUGGACACGGGACUGCGGAUAUUUAAUGUUGAACCACUGGCCGAAAAAGCGCACUUGGAUAUGUCUCAGGUCGGCAGCCUCGCCAUUUGCGAAAUGCUGCAUCGCACAAACCUGUUGGCCGUUGUUGGAGGCGGACCUUCGCCCAAGUUCGCCGACAACACCGUGCUCGUGUGGGAUGACAUGACCAAGCGAUUCGUCAUGGAGUUUACUUUUCCCACCACAGUCUUGGCUGUGAGGCUCCGGAGGGACAAGAUAUUUGUGGUGACCAGGCGUCAGAUCCACGUGAUGUCAUUCCUAAAUAGCCCGGCCAAGUUGUUUACAUGCGAUACAUGGGACAAUCCGAGAGGCCUCUGCCAAGUGACGCCUUCCGCUGCUGCCGAGAGGCACCUCCUUGUCUUUCCCGGCCAGAGGUGCGGCGGCGUCCAACUUGUGGACCUCUCUGCGACAGUGCCAAGCAUGUCAAUGUCGCCAGUGACCAUCCCUGCCCACCAAAGUGACAUCGCAUGCAUUGCUCUCAACCAGGAAGGCACCAUGCUUGCCACUGCGUCACAGAAGGGCACGUUGAUUCGAGUCUUUGAUACACUCAAGCGAAACUUGGUUGUGGAGCUGAGAAGAGGAGCCGAUCCAGCUACGCUUUACUGCAUAAACUUUAGCCAAGACUCGGAGUACAUCUGCGCAUCAAGUGACAAAGGGACAAUCCAUAUUUUCGCAUUGAAAAACACGAAACUAAACAGACGAUCAACCUUCCAGAAGAUGGGAUUCUUGGGUCCCUACAUGGAGUCACAGUGGGCCCUGGCAAAUUUCACAGUACCAGCAGAGUGUGCCUGCAUUUGUGCUUUUGGCACGGGGUCAUCGGUAUACGCAAUUUGUGUUGAUGGCUCGUUCCACAAGUACGUCUUCACCAAGGACGGCAACUGCAACAGGGAGGCUUAUGACAUCUUCCUGGACGCUUGUGAAGACGAUGAUUUGUGAUCAUUGUGGAUAGUCUGCAUCUUGUAAAAAUUGUACAUAUUGUGAUUGUUUUAAAAUACAUCUGUUUACACUCAUA